AUGCCUGAGACUUCUAAGCCCUCAGCACCUCCCAAGGGUAAACUGAGUACUGAAGACGUCCCAGAUACCAUUAUCCACAAAGACGGAAGUUUCGUAUUAAUCAUCAUCAUCAUGCUCAGACGUAGUUUGCGUUUAUAUCCCAGUGGCUUGAAUGUCGCAAAAAUGAGCUCCUCCAGCCAAUUGGGGGAUUUGGGCAGUGGUGCCGGUAAAGGUGGUGGUGGCGGCGGUUCCAUUCGUGAAGCCGGUGGCAGUUUUGGUAAAAUGGAAGCAGCUCGCGAAGAAGAGUACUUCUACAAGAAACAAAAAGAACAAUUGGAACGUUUAAAGAACGACCAAAUCCAUCAAGCUGAAUUCCAUCAUCAACAAAUCAAGGAACACGAAGAAGCCAUUCAACGUCAUAAGAAGUUUUUGGAGAACUUGAGCAAGUGAAUGAGGA
Molecule: messenger RNA, 436 nt
Organism: Musca vetustissima
Lineage: Eukaryota; Metazoa; Arthropoda; Insecta; Diptera; Muscidae
Product: ATPase inhibitor A, mitochondrial
Exons: 4
Coding region: 1-429 (142 amino acids)
Biological process (GO): negative regulation of ATP-dependent activity
Cellular component (GO): mitochondrion
Molecular function (GO): ATPase inhibitor activity
Source: RefSeq, a predicted model, not a curated record